UGUUGCUCACCCUGCUCCUCCCUCCGCUCAAGUCCAGACCCGUCCGUUCCCCGGCAGAGCACAGCCGGCAGUGGCGGCGGGCGGCUCAGGAUCCCGGCGCGGCAUGGGGGAGGCGAGUGACAUGGACAGCAGGAUCAUGCUGAACUCGGGCAGAGAACGGAGCACUUCGGUGCAUGGGGGCACUCUGGGGACACAUGAGCUGCCAUGGAGAAAGCUUUGGGGAAAUGAAGGCCCUGACAGCCUGGUGUCCCCACCGAAGGAGCGGGUGCAGGCAGAGCGCCGGCAGCAGCAGGCGCUGGAGGCCCGGCUUGAUGGCUGCAUCCAGGAGCUGCGGCGGCUGUGCCUGCGUGAGGCGGAGCUGACAGGGACCCUGCCCCGUGAGUACCCCCUGAAAGUGGGUGAGAAGCCCCCCAAGGUCCGUCGCAGGAUCGGGGCUGCGUUCAAGCUGGAUGAGAUCGUCAUUCUGCAUGGGGUGGACCCCCUGGAACGGGAGCGGGCUCUGCAGCUGCAGAUUGCUGAGGCCUCUCGCCGGCUCUGCCACGAGGAGAACAUUGGCCGGCAGGUGCGGAAGAGGCGGCAGACUGCGGCGCUCCGGGAAGAGCAGAAGCUGCGGGACCUGGAGCAGGUUCUGAGCCAGCGGCAGCUCCUGGCAGGGCAGCAGGACACCAGUACUGCUGAGGGGCCCUGCCCCACAGAGCUCAAUGCCUCCGACGAGAGCUCCAUGUCUGACACCAGCCUGCUGGAGGAGGAGGACACACAGCCACCAGGACCUGCUGCACCGCAAAGGUCCCCAUCUUCCAAGGACCCCACUAAGGAGGAGGAGUUGGGGUUUCUGAUGCCCCCCCCCAGUCCCUGGCAGGAGGCCAGUCUGGACAGACCCUACGAGAGGGCCAAAAAUCCCAGCAUCAACCCUGAGGAUGGGGAAAACCAGAGCUCCCAAUGCUGUCUUGGGUCCCUGAUGGCUGCCCCUGCCAGCUCCUUGGCCCCCAGCAGCCCUGACUCUGCAGGCUCCCCAGUGUCCAGGACAGGGGAUCCUACCCACCGGUUUGUCCCCAUCCGGACUCUGGUGCUGUGCCGGCAGGCAGGUUCCAGUGCUCCCAGCACCCCAGAGCCAUCAGGACGGCAAGAACAGACCCAGUCUCUGAGGGUGGACCCAUGCUGGCAGCCAGCUGAGCCACGGGGCCGCAGCACCACACCCCGUCGGCGCCCCACCUACUACACAGUCACUGUGCCCACCUCCUGCAUCCUGACCCCUGGCCCUGUGUGCUGCUCUGGCUCCGAUGACAGCAUCUCCGACCUCUCCAGCAUCUCCCACACAACCUCACCGGGCAGCAGCAGCCCUGACGUGUCCUUUGCAGUUCCGCUGCCCCUUGCCGAGCCUGGUUACUACCCUCGGGGUGCCCUCCGGCUCCUGCCUCCUGCUGGCCCCCUGACUUUCCUGUAUGAGCAGGAUCUGGCCCCGCUGCGGUACCAGCGUCUGGUGCCCUCACGUAGCCGCAUUGUGCGCACGCCCUCGCUCAAGGACUAUGCACCUGCUGGGGCCCGUGGGCUCUCCAAGGCUGCCGUCACCGAGGAGCUCAAGUCGUGGCACCAACGCGCCCGGCUGAGGGGUGCCCGGCCCCACUCCCUCGACCGGCAAGGGGCUUUCCCGAGACCCCGUGGUGGCACCACCAGGGACAUGCCUGUUGCUCAUGGAAUCCUGUCACUGGUUCAGGGCAGGAUGAGGACCUUCUGAGGGUUCCAUGGGCAGGUUUGGAGACGCAUGUGAGUCCAAGAAGCAGAACCAGGACCCCCUGGGGCAGGAUUUGGGUCCCAUGUGAGUCACUGGGGUUGGGCCAGGACCUUAACAGGGACUUUGGACCAGGACUGGGGUUCCAUGUAGGUCCCUACUUUCUCCUGAAGAUCCUAAGGGCAAGACUGGGAGGCUAUGGGGAGUCUUGUGGUAGAACUGGGAAAGACCAGAACCUCAACGGGGUUAGUAGGGCAAGACUGGGGUCCCACAAGAGUCCCAUGGGAAGGACCAGGACUUCAAGGGGGUCCCUAGGGCAGGAUCCAUGUGGGUCCCUCGUGUCACACCCAGGUUCCCACAAGCAGGGCUCAUGUGGGUCCUUGGGGCAGCACUGGGGUGUCCUUGAGUGGGGAAGGAUCCCUGCAGACAUUUCAGUGGCCAGCUCCCCCUGUCUACCUGGAAGUCUCGCUAGGACAAAUGCACCCAUGGCACAGGUGGGACACAUGCCGGGCAAGUGGGGACCUGUCGCCAUGCCCCCACAACUCCCUCAGCCCAACCUUGGUGCCAGGAUGUGCCCCCAAACAAGGUGGGGUGCCAACACCCACAGGGUCUUUGU
Messenger RNA from Prinia subflava (tawny-flanked prinia), 2345 nucleotides. RefSeq names its product innate immunity activator protein-like. Gene Ontology annotation, biological process: positive regulation of protein ubiquitination; adherens junction maintenance. The transcript is spliced from 10 exons. The coding region runs from base 104 to 1735 and encodes 543 amino acids. Lineage: Eukaryota; Metazoa; Chordata; Aves; Passeriformes; Cisticolidae. The record is from RefSeq and is a predicted model, not a curated record.